UUUGAGUCUCUCUUCCGGAGCCAGCACUACGCCCUGCUGGACAACAGCUGCCGGGAAUACCUCUUCCUCUGCGACUUCUUCCUGGUGGCCGGGACCCCCGCCCUGGACCUCUUCAACGCUGUCAUGGGCAAGACCCUCGCCAUGUUCCUCAAGCACAUGGACGCCUACGUGAGCGACUGCUACGACAGCAUCGCCGUCUUUCUCUGCAUCCACAUCGUCCUGCGCUUCAAGGCCCUCGUGGGGAAGCGCAACGUCCCGGCCAUCGACAAAUACUGGGACACGUUGCUGGAGCUGCUCUGGCCGCGAUUUGAGUACAUCCUGGAGCUGAACAUCCACAGCAUCCAGAGCACGGACCCCCAGAAGCUGGGCUUCCUGGACACGCGGCCCCACUACAUCACCCGGCGGUACGCAGAGUUCUCCUCGGCCAUCGUCAGCAUCAACCAGACCUUCUCCCACGAGAGGACUUUGGCCUUGUUGGGGCAGCUUCAGACCGAAGUGGAGAACUUUGUCCUGCGUGUGGCGGCCGAAUUCUCCUCCCGCACCGAACAGCUCAUCUUCCUCAUCAACAACUACGACAUGAUGCUUGGCGUCCUGAUGGAACGAGCAGUGGAGGAGAGCAAAGAGGUGGAGGGCUUCCAGCAGCUGCUCAAUGCCCGGACACAGGAGUUCAUCGAGGAGCUCCUGGCCCCUGGGUUUGGGGGCAUGAUUGCCUUCGUGAAGGAGGUGGAGGGGCUGGCUGAGCGGGGCCAGCUGGAACGCCUGCGAGGGGAGGAAGCCCGGGUGACACAGCUGGUGCGCAGCUUCGCCGCAACCUGGAAGGCCUCAGUGGAGACUCUCAGCCAGGACGUCAUGCGCUCCUUCACCAACUUCAAGAACGGGACCACCAUCAUCCAGGGGGCGCUGACACAGCUGAUCCAGUACUACCACCGCUUCCACAAGGUUCUGGCGCUGCCCCCCCUCAAGUCGUUGCCCGUCCGCUCGGAGCUGAUCAACAUCCACCACCUGAUGGUCGAGGUGAAGAAACACCGGCCCAACUUCUGAGGGUGGAACCCCCUCACCUCCACCCCCACAGCCCCCUUCCCCUUGUACCCUCCUGUGAAUAAACUUUAUUCUGACUCAGGCGGCCUCCCUGGAACCCAGUGGGGAGGGGGGGGGACUGGAAUUGGGGGCCAGGCUCACCCACCCUCGUCCCUCUUCCCCCACCCCAUCACCACGGGCGGAGCUUGCUGGUCGCUGCUCUUGUUCAGGAUUGGUGAGUGUGUGUCACGUGAGCUGGAGCCCAGGGAGUCCUCAAAUUGAGCCCAGAAUCUCCGUUGCUAAGUUAGACAGUUGUUAACUGAGUUUUGCCCCAUUUUACAACUUUUCUUGCCAGGUUUGUUAAGUGAAUCACUGCUGUU
Molecule: messenger RNA, 1397 nt
Organism: Thamnophis sirtalis
Lineage: Eukaryota; Metazoa; Chordata; Lepidosauria; Squamata; Natricidae
Source: RefSeq, a predicted model, not a curated record